AAUCUGUGCUGCUUUCUCCAGAAGCCCUAGCCGCAAGGAAGAAAGGGGAUCGCAGAUCGGCGAAAAUGACGACCAGAUUCAAGAAGAACAGGAAGAAGAGAGGACACGUCAGCGCCGGGCACGGUCGUAUCGGAAAGCACCGUAAGCAUCCCGGAGGUCGUGGUAACGCCGGAGGUAUGCACCACCACAGGAUCCUCUUCGACAAGUACCAUCCAGGUUACUUUGGUAAAGUCGGUAUGAGGUAUUUCCACAAGCUUCGUAACAAGUUCUUCUGCCCAAUCGUGAACCUGGACAAGCUAUGGUCGCUCGUGCCUGAGGACGUGAAGGCGAAAUCGACAAAGGACAACGUUCCGUUGAUUGAUGUGACGCAGCACGGGUUCUUCAAGGUGUUGGGUAAAGGUCAUUUGCCUGAGAACAAGCCGUUCGUUGUGAAGGCGAAGCUUAUCUCGAAGACUGCUGAGAAGAAGAUCAAGGAGGCUGGUGGUGCCGUUGUGCUCACAGCUUAGGUUUUCAAAUUUUACCUUCCCUUUUUGUUUUUUUUUGGCCUUUGAAUCUUCCCUAAACUUUAUCUAGUUUUAUGAACCUUGUUGGAUUUUAUAUUCGGAAUUUCAGAUGUGGUAUGUUAUUGGGAUUUUGAAAUGUUUCCGCAAUACGUAGGCUUAGAAUUAU
This is a messenger RNA of Eutrema salsugineum, 669 nucleotides long. Its product is annotated as 60S ribosomal protein L27a-3. The transcript has a single exon. The record is from RefSeq and is a predicted model, not a curated record. Lineage: Eukaryota; Viridiplantae; Streptophyta; Magnoliopsida; Brassicales; Brassicaceae. The coding region runs from base 66 to 506 and encodes 146 amino acids. Gene Ontology annotation, biological process: translation. Gene Ontology annotation, molecular function: structural constituent of ribosome. Gene Ontology annotation, cellular component: cytosolic large ribosomal subunit; ribosome.